This is a messenger RNA of Ochlerotatus camptorhynchus, 2145 nucleotides long. RefSeq names its product zinc finger protein 624-like. Lineage: Eukaryota; Metazoa; Arthropoda; Insecta; Diptera; Culicidae. The coding region runs from base 306 to 1811 and encodes 501 amino acids. Gene Ontology annotation, cellular component: nucleus. Gene Ontology annotation, biological process: regulation of transcription by RNA polymerase II. Gene Ontology annotation, molecular function: RNA polymerase II transcription regulatory region sequence-specific DNA binding; zinc ion binding; DNA-binding transcription factor activity, RNA polymerase II-specific. The transcript is spliced from 2 exons. The record is from RefSeq and is a predicted model, not a curated record.
CAAAGUAGACGUGCAAAAGACGAGAAGAAAAGUAGUGGAAAAAAAAAGUCAAGAAAAAAUGAAAACCUAAACAAAAAAGUGUAGUCGAAGAAAGUUUUUCCUCCCGAAUUUUGCACAAAUUAUUGCCAUAAAGUGAAAACCAUUCCAAAAAAUUCCACCUCCAACGGCGUCAUGAGCCGCUAGGGCACGCGGGGAAACUACUGUUUUUGCCAUAGGAGGUUCCUUCCGGUGAAAAUCCAUCCCCCCUCCCCCAGUUGAAAGUGUCGGAAGGAAGGAGCGGAAUCCCAAUCGAAAGAAACAACACAAUGAUGGACAUCUGCCGUCUAGCGUCGGACGAUCAGCCGGACAGUAUCAAGAUGGUUGAGAUAGACUUCCAGGCGCUGUGCCGGAUAUGUGGCGCCCUGGGGGAAAAUUUAACUUCGGUGUUCGGAAAGCGAGCUGCCGACCGGCUGCGGGAACGCAUCGGCAAGUAUCUGCAGAUCGACAUCCUGGCGGAGGAUUGUCUGCCGACGAAGGUUUGCGACGGGUGCCGCGAGACGUUGGAUCGGUUUCAUGAGCUGUACGAAAAGUGUCACCGGACGGACGAGAAGUUCCGGACGAUGAUGAGCUCGGCUGAGGAGCUGAAGGAUGCUGUGGCGGUGGUGGCCGAGGAGGAAGAAGCGGAUGAGGAAGAGGAGGAGGAGGAGGAAAAGGAAACUAAGCUGGUGACGGAGGAAGAGGUGCUGGAGAAGGAGGUGGAGGUUGAGGUGGAAGAGGAAGCGCCAGUUUGCAAGAAGGCGAAGGAGAGCAAGCGAGAUUUGAAGCAGGAAGAAGCGCAGGGGGAUUCACCGGAGAAGCAUGGCAAACGCUUCACCCGGAGCUCCAAGGCUUUCACGUGCAACUUCUGCAAGUCGAACGGCACCAUCAAGGCGAACACCUUCGCCAGCAAAACCGCGCUGGUGGAUCACCUGAAAGACCAGCACUCGGAGCAGAUAUUCCACUGCGAGCAGUGCGACAACUAUCUGGAUCGGAACAUCCUGAUCCAACACAUGACCAUGCACGCCCUGAGCAUGUUCAGCCAAACAGGCCCAAACGAGUCCCAGCCGGAGGACGAAGACGACCACGAACAGCAAACGUCCGGUGUCGAUCUGGAGGAAGGCGAAGGCAGCCAACAGACGAUGGAAGGUAAGUCCGGCGAAGGAAUCGAACUGGCCAACAAAGAGAACGAUGCAAAAUCUCCUCCUGAUCCGCUGGCUGAUCCGGCUGAAGCGGCCACGGUUCCAGCUGCCGCCGACACGAAACCGGGUGACGUCCGGAAGCUGUACUGUUACAUUUGCGAAAAGACCCUAGCCAAUCGAAGCGCGUACUCGUAUCACAUUAACCAGGUUCACUUGAACAUCAAAAAUUUCUCCUGUACGUACUGUAGUAAAAAAUUCGGAAACCAAAGACUGUUGAACAACCACGUGGCGGGGGUGCACUCGCGCGAUCGGAACUUCACCUGCGAGACGUGCUCGAAGCGGUUCAAAACCAACGUCGCCCUGUACAACCACCAGCGCAUCCACGACGAUGCGGCCGUCAAGUUUUCCUGCACGUUCUGCGACAAAAAGUUCCGCUACCGGAACCACCUCACUAGUCAUCAGCUGGUCCACAUGAACGAGCGGAACUUCCCGUGCAACCAGUGCGACAAGAAGUUCAACAAUCCGGAGUGCCUGCAGAAGCACAAACUGACGCACGUGGAAACCCUGCCGUACCAGUGUCCGCUGUGCGGAUUCAGCACCAAGCAGAAGCGCUACCUGGUGAUGCACGCCAAGCGGAUCCACAUGGUGAGGUAAGCGGUUGGGGGUGACGGCGGCAGCAGCGGCGGCGGCGGCGAUGACGAUAAGAUUUCAUUCCUUUCCCGGAGGAGGAGGAGGAGAAGAAGAAGACAUGGGUGCGCAGUGUCGGACAAAAUGAGUGGGAAUGGGACUUGUCUUGACAAGGAUUCAGGGAAGUUAGGAGGACUUGUUGGGGGCCUCAAGUAGCCUGGUAAGUUAAGGCACGGUACUGACGAACCGGAAACGGCGGGUUCGAUUUCCGGUUCGGUCUAGAAAAUCUUUAGAUUUGGGCAUUUUUUGCCACACAACAAAUGCAUGCGUUGGUUGGAAUAGAAAGUUGCCAACCGGGAAA